This is a messenger RNA of Durusdinium trenchii, 1419 nucleotides long. NCBI's taxonomy places the organism in Eukaryota, Dinophyceae, Suessiales, Symbiodiniaceae. The record is from the annotation of a GenBank genome assembly.
AUGAUUUUUCCAACGAUGCUGAGGUCCCCUGAUGGGCCCAAAUCUGAGCACUUUCACGAGAAUUUGAUCCGCUCGCUCGAGGCGCUCCACGGCUACAGCUUGGCACCUGCCAUCCUAUUCUUCGUGAUGACUGCAUUGCUGCUGGCACUGGUGAAAUAUGCUGGGAAGAUCAAGGGAAGGUCAGUGCCGUGGACGGUGCUGAUCCCAAUCUUCACGAUCCUGUUGGGCUAUUUGUCGGACCAGAAGAUGUUGGGAGGCAUCGUGCUGCCCACUUUGAAGGACAAGUACGGUACCUUGAAGCCCAGGGUGGUGGAAGCGCCCUCAACGCCCUUGGCAGAGUUCGCUGAGGGUCAGGUGAUUGAGCUUAUCCGCACCGCCUUCGGCAUUUCCUUCGUGGCAGUCCUCGAGACGUUGAUCUCGGCCAAGAUCGCUGAGCAGAGGAUGAACUAUCCCUUUGACAGCAGCCGGGAGACUCUGGGGCUCAUGGUUUGCCACGCUGUGUGCGGAGCGGUGGGGGCAUUGCCGCCCACGGGCGUGUUCGUGCGAACGUCCUUGAAUGUCCAACUUCGAGCGACGCAUCGGAUGUCUCAGAUGAUCAAUGCCAUUGCGGUCUUUUUGAUCUUCGUUGUGGCCAUGCCAGUGUUUUCCUACCUUCCACAGGCUGCAGUUGCAGCGUUGCUGGUGUUUGCUUCCAUCAAGAUGGCACCAGUUCACUAUAUCGCGAUGCUUUGGCGCAGUGACCGGAGGAGCUGUUUCCUUCUCAUCAUGACUACUUCCAUUUGUGUCUUCUUGGACCCAGUCUAUGGUUUGGUGGUGGGCAUGGUGGUCGCUCUUCUGAGGGAUGCGGCGGAGACCGCGCGCGCCGAGUCGAGGGUGACCUUGGACAAAGCCGCGGUGGAGGUGAGCAGUACCGGCACACCCCUCAGUGACCAUGGUGUGCUCUCCAAGUGGGCCACUGCUUCCUUUGAUCAUGGUGCAAACCUCGCCGUGAAACCCUCACCACUGGCGACUCUGAAUCACUUGGUCCAACACUUUGCUUGUGGCAAACCUCGAAAGCAGAUGGACAACGACCUCCACAAUCACGACUACGAGAGUGCGGUGCUCUACGAGCCCAUGGGUUCAAUGACCUUCUUAUGCGCGAGCAAGCAUUUGUCACGCUUGCAAGCACUGGCGAGGAAGAACCCGCCGUGCAUCAUCGUCUCCUUGGAGCAUGUCACCCGCAUCGAUAUCGAUGGCUCUCAGACCUUAGCGAAGGCAGCGCAGGAGAUCAAGGCCCAUGGCUGCGAAGUGGCGUUGGUGGUGCCUGACUUGCUUUUGAAUGGGCCCAUCUUGAAAAAGGCGGCAUGGGUCAGUGAGUUUAAAGGUGAUGGCCACCUAUACAGUUCGGUGGCAGAAGCAAAGGCGGAGUGCUCGAUUUAA